Molecule: messenger RNA, 2450 nt
Organism: Plectropomus leopardus (leopard coralgrouper)
Lineage: Eukaryota; Metazoa; Chordata; Actinopteri; Perciformes; Serranidae
Source: RefSeq, a predicted model, not a curated record
AUGUCACUGAGAAGUAAAGACCUGCAGACAGACAGCACUGUCGCCAUGAGCCAGACAGCUGAGGUGCUGUUGAUCAUCUAUGAGACAGAGGCAGAGCAAUGGGCCACCUAUCUGCAUUCAGUCUUCACUGGUCCAAUCUCAGAGGCUGGAAUCUGCUGCUAUGACAUCGCUGCGGUGUCCAGCCCGCAGGACGACCUCCUCAGGCUGGCCCGGUAUACCUGCAAGUUUCUGAUUCUUUCUAAGGGCAUGCUGGAGGGUCUGUGCCAGAAGCGGCGCUUCUUCCUGGCCCGUAUGUUGCGUCCUGCGGCUCAAGUGGUGGUGCUGCUGUGUGGGGUGGAGAGUCUGAGCCCUCUGCUGAAGCUGGUGCCCCUGAACGGUGAUGAAUGCCUGCAGGUCUCCAGUGAACAAGAUGCUCAGGAGUAUCUGUCCACGGUGAUGGAUAUUGUGAAAAAAGCCUCAGCAGCAAAUGUCAACACCUUGACACAAAAAGUAUCAGCAUCAGAGCAAAAGGUGGAACAAACGCAGUCAACCGGAGCCCAAAGCGUCAGAUCGAUUGUGGUUGUUCCUUCCAGAGUUCCAUGCAGGACGUCUAUGGAAUUGUUCAUUCUUUUAAAAAAUGAGUCGGUCGGCAGCGACUCCGAGGUUGAGUUCACUGGUGAGACUCAGACGCUGAGAGUGAAGCCUGUCUGCUGGAAUGAGCGCAUUCUAUGUGUCAAUGCUCCAGAUUUUCCAGCAGGGAACGUAAGAGUGACCAUAUAUCACAAUGGAGUGCCACUGAGCAAGGCACAGAUGCAGUAUUACAGCAACAUGGAGGAAAUAACCGGCCUUUUAGCGAAGGCAGCGGACCCUGUGGAUUUCAUGUGUGAGGCUCUACAGGAGCCUUCUGUGGAGAAGCUAGAUCAGAAGUUGUCCUCCAUGUUGUUGGAGCGUAUGCCCACCGGAGGAUUUUGGGGACUGCAGUGUGAAAACACACCUGAAAGAGAGCUCCACCAUGCAGAUGCCCCAUCACUCCUCCACUUUGCUGCCCAGUAUGGACUCAAGAACCUCUCCAGCCUGCUCUUGCAAUGUCCAGGUACUGAACGAGCACUGCGCACGGCCAAUCGCCACGGACAGACUCCUGCUGAGAUUGCCAAGAGUCACAGCCAUACUGAGCUUCAUGUCUUAUUGAAGGAAGCACUGAAUAUGUUCAACUCAGACGAAGACAAUGGUGAUGCCAGUGUGUACGAAAUGAUGUGCACUGCAGGGACUGCUUCCGCCAAAAAUGUGCUGAAAGAGCAACGAGGAGAGGAUGAAAAGAGGGAGGAUGAGGACAUCUACGCACCACUGGGGGUGAGUGACGAAUAUGACACCAUCCUGAAGUCAACAAACGCAGUUAUUGCCAAUCGCCCACCAGCACCCACACCCCGGCCUGAGAGUACCCAUGUGAAGGAGUCCAGAACCCCCUACAUUACGCAAGUGUUCCAGAAGAAGAAGACAACACACAGUGAGGCUGAUCUGUAUUCAUUCAUAUCGACUACCAAUAAACAAGCACGCGGGCGAGAAGACAGCAUCUCUUCCACCUAUGACACCUUUGUGCCAAACCAGAUAAACGGGCUUCAGCAGCUCAUCGAGCUCCAGCAGAGGGUGAAGGCCGGUUCACUCACUGUGGACGGAGCCCUGGAGCGCUUCAGCGACUUGCAGCGGGAUCAGAAGGGCAUGGAUCCCGUCCAGCAGGCGAAGUCGAGUCAGCUGAGAGCCACUAUUGUCAACAACAGAGUGGAUGAUGACAGUGUCUAUGAUAAAAUCAACAUCGUUCAUCACACGCCAAGUGUUACAGUGAGUGAAAGUCGAAGAGGAAGCCAAGCAGUGGAUUUUUACAGCAAGCCACUCAAAGGACAGCAUUUAAGUUUCUUCUCAAAAGGUAACAAACGAUGAAGGCUCCAUCUCACAAUGGAAACUCUAUUCUUCCACCAAUUAUAUGAGGUUUAUUCUGUAUUAAUACAUAAUCUGUUAUGUUAAUGAUGGGUGUAGAUUUCGGCAGGAUGGAUCUGCACAGUAGCAGAGGACUUUUAUUGUGACAAAAUUAAAGACAUUUACAGCACAAAUUGAUGCAGAAAUUGGUGCAUUAAAAUUUUUCAGAAUGCAAGAAAUUAAGUGUUUGAUGCACAAUAACUAUCCCCAAUGUUGAAAUAAAACCUAUGCCCAUGAUUUUAAUUGUGUUAUUCACAAUAUUUUGUAAACCAAAAUUAUAAGAAGUGGAAUGACUGAUUUUAAAAAUGUAUUUCCAGUUGCUUAUUUAGCUUUUAGUGCUCUUUUUAAUGAAGUAAGUUCUGGUUUAAGUAAAGAGAUAUCGCAAUCAUAAUGUACGCGUAAUUUUACUUGUGGAUGUACAUCUUCAGUAUCAUUUUAUCUUAUUUUUUUCAUAUUAAAGUUUUCCAUGCUAAGAGUUUCCUUAGUAAAUUAUUAUUUAA